CGUUGAGACACUCGACAAGUACUUUGGCAAUGUGUGCGAGCUCGACCUCAUCUUCAACUUUCAAAAGGCAUACUUUGUCCUAGAUGAACUCAUCAUGGCGGGCGAGCUACAGGAGAGCUCAAAGAAGAGUGUCUUGCGCGUUAUCGGGCAGCAAGACGCACAGGAAGACCUCGAAGCAGAGGAACAAGGACUCGGGCAGUUUCUUGCAGACAUGACGCGCUAAGUCGCCCAUCACAACGACGGAGUGUCGCAGGUUACGAGACGCUGCUCGAUGCUGUGUCAGCAUGACGUAGACGAGGCGAUCGAUGACAUCCUGGAGAACAUAUAAGGACGGAGGGCGCUUGAAGUGCGAGGAGACUACAAGCAGGUAAAGAUGGCAGCAAACGCAGCAGCCAACAUAGCAGAGCGCGUAACGACUGACCUGCCGAGUCUGACUCAUGCUAGCGCCAAUCCUGCAGCUGACGGAGACACGUAUGCCAAGGAAGGAACAACGAUGCAGGCUCUUGCUUGGUUGGGCAGCAACCACGUUGGUAUGGUCGAGUCGAAGCAGCCAAAGCUCGUGGACGACCACGACGUCAUUCUCAAGAUCGCCGCUACGACGACAUGCGGUAGCGACUUGCACUUGUACCAUGGCGCGGUUGUUGAGAUGCACAAGGGCGACAUUCUCGGGCAUGAGUUUGCUGGUAUCGUGAGCGAGGUGGGCAGUGCAGUCAAGGACGUCAAGCCAGGGGAUCGUGUGGUCGCCUCCUUCCAGGCUGCGUGCGGCAAGUGCUACUACUGCAAGCAGAAGCUCUCCUCGCAGUGUCUCAAUACCAAUACAUCGACUGUGGAAAACUACCUCUAUGGACAGCGUACGGCAGGCAUGUUUGGGUACUCGCACUUGACGGGCGGCUGGUGUGGUGGUCAGACAGAGAUGGUGCGCGUACCUUUUGGAGAUGUCAACCUGCUCAAGUUGCCUGACUCUGUUCCCUUUGAAAAGGGCUUGUACCUCUCAGACAUCCUCUGCACCUCAUACCACUGCGUCAAGGAAGCAGACGUCAAGGAAGGCAGCAUUGUCGGCAUCUGGGGCCUUGGUGCUAUUGGACUUGCAUGCAUCAAGUGGUGCGAGCUGAAAGGAGCUAAGCGUAUCAUUGUGGUGGACACGCAGGAACGCCUCGCCAUCGCCAAGAGCAAGUUUCCGCAGGUUGAGACCAUCGACUUUACCAAAGAAGAUGUGCAAAACACCAUCAUGGAGCUGACCAAGACGGAAGAAGCGCCUGGGCUGGACGCUGCGCUCGACUGUGCUGCCGGAGAGUAUGCUCAAUCCUUGCUGCACAAGUUCGCCAGGGCCGUCAACCUCGAGACUGACACGCCAGAACAGCUGAACCAGUGCAUUACUUCUUGCAAGGGUAUCCUCGGCAAAGUCUCGGUUGCAGCACUGUAUGUCGGCAUCACGAACGGCUUCAAUGUUGGUGCAGCCAUGCAGCGUGGUGUGAAACUGAUGUUCAACGGGCAGGCUCCAGUGCACCUUUACUGGCAGGAGAUUCUGGACGAGUAUAUUGUCACAGGCAAGUUUGACCCGCUCGAAGUCUUUGUGACGCAUCGCAUCAAAUUGGAGGACACGGCCAAGGCGUACACGUACAUGGACGAGCAUAAGGAUGACAUGAUCAAGUGUUUCAUUGAGACACGCUUUUCGGAGCCUGCUUGCGCGGGCAGUCCUGCCUUGACAACGUUGUAGUGGUUUGAAGUAGU
This is a messenger RNA of Protomyces lactucae-debilis, 1731 nucleotides long. RefSeq names its product chaperonin 10-like protein. The record is from RefSeq and is a predicted model, not a curated record. NCBI's taxonomy places the organism in Eukaryota, Fungi, Ascomycota, Taphrinomycetes, Taphrinales, Protomycetaceae. Gene Ontology annotation, molecular function: oxidoreductase activity; zinc ion binding. The transcript has 4 exons. The coding region runs from base 374 to 1717 and encodes 447 amino acids.